CGUACAUACUGCAAGAGGCUUUGUUUACAUAUGCACCGUUUGCAAAGUCAUGUUAAACAUUUUAACAAGUAUAUAAACGCACGAGUCACUUUAUGACAUGAACACACGAUCCUGGUUUUAAGUAAACGAUAAAUGUAAAGUUAUGAGCCGAAACCGUGUUAUACAAUGGUCCACGAUGGCCAGGACAUGGUGGCUGUUUGAUUCUAAGUACCAGUGCCCAUUCAGAUCAGCAGAGAAAAUCUGCAUGUACCUGGAGGGAAGACAUAAACCACUGUAUCAUCCACUCUCGGAUGUGGGUGACCACGUUGUGGUGAUCAACACAAAGCAUGUGGCCAUGGCAGAGGAGCUGUGGAGAAAGCAUAGCUUUGAUUACGACACCAGAUUUGCAGGUGGUAAAUCAAGAACAACAGCCUGGCAACUUCAUGAUGUAGAUCCCACCAAGGUUAUGCACAAAGCAGUAUACCGCGCAGGGCCCAAGAAUCUGCUGCGGCCUACCCUCAUGAGGAGACUUCAUCUGUAUCCAGACGAGAGGGUGCCCUCAGAAGUUUUGGAGAACGUUACAGAUGUUAUACGACAGAUAAUGGUCGUACCGAGGUCUCUCGACUCUUACACAGAGGAAGAACUGAAAAACUUUCCCAUCCUGUUCGAUUGGCCUGAAGACCAUAUUUUAUACAAAAGACCACCUCCUGGGGAACCUGCAGAAGAAUUGACGGGUAACACGAAGCAGCAAGCUGCUAAGAAAAAAUAGUGCAUAUCUGCUUUACAAAUAUAUCAACAUUGAAAUUAACUCGUUGAUUUUUUAUUUCAUUUAAUUUUGCUAAUCAAAAGACCUGUGGGUAAUGAAAACAGAUUUUAUGCUUAGAAAAAAAUCAUCAUGGAAUCAGACUAAGUGAAUGGGAGGAUUUGUAUGCAUCAUGUUACAUUGGUCAUUGUUGCCUACUAGUACUCAAAUGCUUAGAAGAUGAAAAUAAAAACUUAAUAGCAAA
Molecule: messenger RNA, 986 nt
Organism: Dreissena polymorpha
Lineage: Eukaryota; Metazoa; Mollusca; Bivalvia; Myida; Dreissenidae
Product: 39S ribosomal protein L13, mitochondrial-like
Exons: 7
Coding region: 143-748 (201 amino acids)
Biological process (GO): translation; negative regulation of translation
Cellular component (GO): ribosome; mitochondrial large ribosomal subunit
Molecular function (GO): structural constituent of ribosome; mRNA binding
Source: RefSeq, a predicted model, not a curated record